AUGUUCCAACCGACCCUAGGUCCAAACGAUAUUCUCGUCAAAAUCGCCGCCGCCGGUUACUGCCACACUGAUCUUCAAGUAAUGCAAGGCGUCUAUGAGUCGGACGGAGCGAAGCCUGGUUUGAUCGGGUCGCACGAACCAGCCGGAAUAGUCGUCAAGGAAGGAUCAAAUGCAGGCAAAUAUAACAUCCACGUCGGCGAUCGCGUGGGAUCUAUCAAUACCUACAAUUUCUGCGGUACUUGUAAUGCUUGCAAGUAUCAGGGCCAACAACUUUGCGAAAAUUUGACUGGUAUGCUGGGCCUCACGAUCAAUGGUGGCUUUGCGCAGUACAUGAAAGCGGAUGCGCGUGUCGUGGCAAGGAUCCCCAAGUCGAUAUCGUGGGCAGAGGCAGCUCCUCUAUUCUGCGCAGGCGCGACUACAUAUGGUGCGAUUCUCGCAGCGGGGGUGAAGCCAGGACAAUGGCUGGCGAUGGUUGGGAUCGGUGGUCUUGGCCAUUUGGGUGUGCAAUAUGCGAAGGCGAUGGGUUGCAAAGUCAUCGCUAUCGACAAUCGGAAAGAAGGCAUUGAAACCGCUCAGUCUGUGCCAUCGCAUCUGAAGCCUGAUAAGUCUUUUGUGAUUGAUUCCGAGGAUGCACAGAAGCGGGUCGUGGAGGAGCUUCAAUCGUCAUUCUACGAUACGAAUCCUGGAGUUGAUCGGAUUGUCAUCAACGCCGAGGCACGGGAAUUGGUUAAAAUCUCACAGCAAUUCCUGAGAAAGGGUGGGGUUUUGGUUGAUGUGGGAUUGCCAUCGGAGACGUCUUUGGAAGUAGAUCCGUUCGCACUGAGCUUUAAGGAGCAAACUGUGAAAGGUCGGUUGAUUUGUACACCUGAGCAGAGUCAGGAUAUGAUCAAUUUGCAUGCCGAUCAUGGUUGCAAAACACAUAUUGAGAAGACCUAUGGGGUGGAGGAGAUCAAUGAGAUGUUUGAUCAUUACCAGAAGAAGGAUCUAAGAGGGAGGCUUUGCAUGGUAUUUUGA
Penicillium cosmopolitanum is the source of this 1014-nucleotide messenger RNA. RefSeq names its product zinc-dependent alcohol dehydrogenase. Gene Ontology annotation, molecular function: oxidoreductase activity. Bases 1 to 1014 code for a protein of 337 amino acids. The record is from RefSeq and is a predicted model, not a curated record. The transcript has a single exon. NCBI's taxonomy places the organism in Eukaryota, Fungi, Ascomycota, Eurotiomycetes, Eurotiales, Aspergillaceae.